AGUGAGGAUUGGGGAUCAAAGGAGGGGGGCGAAUUGGGUGGAGGUCAAGUGUCAAGUGUGAGGGUGGGCGUAGGAGAGUAGACAUUGGAAGUACGGGAUCGCCAGCAAGCAUUAUGGUCGAAUCACAGCUCCACGUUGGGGACGUGGAAGGGCAUUACUUGCCUAUAUUCAUUAUUACAUGGCGAUAUUUGGUGAUGGAAUGUGACGGGGCAGUAGUAGCAGCAACAGCGACAGGCUUACGAAGAAGAAGAAGAAGAAGAAGAAGAAGAAGAAUAAGAAAAGAGUGCACUAAGUCAUAUGAUGUUGUGAUUAGUUUUUUUUUCUGUUCACCGGAGAGGGAGGGCAUGUUGUUGUGAUCUUGUUACGAGUAUGCUAUCAAUAAUGAUGACGACCCUCCACGUAUGCACUCCACCUAGGUAGUUUACAAUGUUAGUUGGUU
Molecule: messenger RNA, 439 nt
Organism: Aaosphaeria arxii CBS 175.79
Lineage: Eukaryota; Fungi; Ascomycota; Dothideomycetes; Pleosporales
Exons: 1
Coding region: 114-356 (80 amino acids)
Source: RefSeq, a predicted model, not a curated record